CGGCCAUCGUCAUUUGGGGUGGUUUCCGGUGGAAUUUUUUGAUGAAUUUUUUUGAGCAUCUUAUUCAUCAAGUCUAGUUUACUCAUACCAAAUUUCAGCUAAAACUUCAAUUGGGGAGGUAUUAAAAUGAAUUUUUGAAGAUAACUGCGCUUCUAACUGGGAUACCUCUAUUUCUCUUUCCUGGUUUUACCCAAAUUUGAUUCACCCUAGUAUAUACGAAGUACUUUCGUUAAGAGUCUCAUUCUUAAACUACCCCUUUAUUAUUCUGCCGCCGUAUGUAUUGCCAUUAAUUUUCCAAAUUGUAGUCGUUACGAGUUUUGGAUUGGCGAACAGAUCUGCCAUGGAUGAGCAAAUACUCACACGAAUUCUGCUCUAUUUGCCUCCGAAAUCAGUUUACAGAUUCAGGGUCGUCUCGAAAUCAUGGAACGAUUUGAUUUCGCACCCUUUUUUCAUCCGGAGAUACGACAGUGAGCGGCGGGGCGGCGGUCUCGGGUUGUUGUUCCUCUUUUAUGAACAGAUGCUGCCCUGUAAUAUAAGAUACUCCAAACCGCCGAUGAACUCAAAUAAGAAUUGCAAGAUAGUCCCUCUUGACAUUCCCGGCUGUAGAAAAAUGGGAUGCCCGCCUGAAGAACAGAAACUAGGCAUGUUCAUCAAUUCUUCGAACGGUUUGAUCCUCUGCUACAGUUACUGUGGAGCCCUUGUUGUUUUGAACCCCUUCACGAAAAAAUCGGUCUCAUUACCGCCUCCGCCGCCACUAGUAAAUAGAUACGAAACCAUCGGGUUGAUGUGCGAAGAGAACAAAAGUGAAUUGGAAGCCAAGUACACCGUCAUCCGAAUUGUUUGCGAGUUUCGUCGACCCGAAAAGGAUAGUUUGCAUAUCGUGACUUACUCUUCCAACACUGGCUUAUGGGCCCCCACCAAACCGAGAGUGAUCAUAUCCGGCGACCCUCAUCGUGUGUUUCACGAUAUAUCAUCUCCUUUAGUGAUGAAUGGUGUUUUCCACUGGUACAACACGGACCGUGAGAGAUUAACAUUAGCACUUUAUCGUCCUGGCGGUGAAGAGGUCGUCCAGAUUCGGAGCUACGAUGGAAUUUAUAUUGCCAAGUACACCUCCACAGCUAUGACGAGGUCAUCCAUCGAAGACGGUGACACGCUAUGGUUCGGGUGCAUGGAACGCGAAAGCAUAAGUGUUUUCAUGCUCCAAAAUGACAUUCAAGAUGGCCGGUCUAAUGAUUUAAGUCAUCAAGAAUGGGUAUUUAAGUGUAGCAUUAGAUGUGAUUCUCUCAGGAGCGAGCUAGUCUUAUCAGAGGGGAUUCUAUUGAAAGGUUUGCUUUACAUUAAAAACAAGAAGGCUCCGGUUGCUUUAAUUUGUUUUAAAGGACAUAGACAUGGUAGGGUAUUUCUUUACGACUUGGACACUGACUCGUUGCUAUCCGCACCAUAUCAUGGACCGCUCACUACCUCCCAGCACCGGAAUGGAUACCUCUACAUUAAGCAUUUUCCAGAUGUAUAUCCUUACUUUGAAGCUUCCUCUCUUUCUACUUUUGCUCUUUAGGUAGUUAGUACUCCUUAUGUGUUUCUUAGUCAUUUUUUACAUUAUCUAUUUUAAAUUCAAUUUUUAAUCAAUUCUAUUUGACUUUUUUGAUUCAAUAAGUAUAUACAAU
Cuscuta epithymum is the source of this 1664-nucleotide messenger RNA. NCBI's taxonomy places the organism in Eukaryota, Viridiplantae, Streptophyta, Magnoliopsida, Solanales, Convolvulaceae. The record is from the annotation of a GenBank genome assembly.